This is a messenger RNA of Bactrocera tryoni, 866 nucleotides long. Its product is annotated as coiled-coil domain-containing protein 86. The transcript has 3 exons. Bases 1 to 612 code for a protein of 203 amino acids. Lineage: Eukaryota; Metazoa; Arthropoda; Insecta; Diptera; Tephritidae. Gene Ontology annotation, cellular component: nucleolus. The record is from RefSeq and is a predicted model, not a curated record.
AUGGCAACUGCCAAAGUUGAUAUAAAAAUAAUAACACGUGUGGCUGCAUUUAGUUUAUUUAAAAAAUUUAAGUUUCAAAUUAGCAACAUGACCGAGGAAAAUAAAGAAGUGACGACGGAAAAAAUCGAAGAAAAGACGGACACAAAUAUAGAAAUUAAAGAAACCAGUGAAAAUGUUGCUACAAAUGAACCCGCUUCUAAGACAUCAAAAACCAAGAAACAACCGUCGACGAAGAAGCCAACAAAAAAGAAAUCCGUUGAAAAUAAUCCCAUACGCGGCUUACCCAAGUCUGGACGUCCAUGGAAAACACCAAAGCAAAAGUUCACAACAAUUAAGAAGACUACAAAGCGCUUAUCAUUCGAGAAGAAACAGGAGCUGCGUAAUGAACUGCGACACAUAAAGGAGUUGUCCAAGGAUAUAAAAGAGCAACGCAAGGAAGCGGCCGUACAAAAGAAUCAAAGACGUGUGGAAAAUGCUGAACGCCGGUUGGCCAAUGAGCGGCGAGCUGAAGUGGUGCAGAUAAUAAAGAAUCCAUCUAAAUUGAAACGUUUGAAGAAGAAGCAAAUGCGUAUGAUUGAGAAACGCGAUGUUAGUCAAGUAAAAGUGGUGUAGUUGAGCUUGUGGAAAGUAUCCUGGAGGGUAACCUAGUACGCGGCUCAAAGCGGGAGGGUAGAUUAAGUUUUGUAGUUGCUAUACUCAUGUAUAUUUUUGUAAAAAGAAAAUUACAAAAUUAUGUAUACUGAAAACGAAAUACUUAUAUGAAAUUAUUAAAUUCUGAAGAAUACUUCAUUAUUUAAACUCUGCUGGCUUUGGACAUUCAGUGUAGAUUGUUAAUAAAAAAAAAAAUCUGCAAUAAGAAAAUUAAA